AGUAGCAUCUACCGAAAUCUCGUUAGAAAAUGACUGGACUACUUCAGCUGUUGUUACUGGUCUACGUGACCGUGGCUUCCGAGCCAUCGUGUCCAGCGUGCUCAAAAUACGACUAUGAAGAAAAGGUGCUCGAGAGAAUGAUUCGCAUGGAGUUCGCUUUUGAGAAUGUGUUAAAAGAAAACAAGGCUGUGAGCAAAACUGUUGAGGAAGAUCUAACGCGGAUCAAGGAAGAAAAUACACGUCUACACGCGACCGUUGAUGUCCUUAAGGACCAACAGGAGCAAGCAGAACGAAGACUGGUUUCGCUCAUGGAGGAAAUUGAGAGAAACCAGUCCAGCAUACUGGAGAAGAUAGUUUCCGAUUCUAACACUACGUUAGAACAAACUAUUGCCGCCUUCAAUGAUAUGAAAGACCAAAUCGCUACUCCACUGGUGUACUUCAACGCUCACUUUCCACAGACCACCAGCCUGUCUACAGGUGAGGUGAUAGUGUACAAGACAGUGGAGACCAACCAGGGAAGCGGCUACAGCGCCACCACGGGCAAGUUCACCGCUCCAGAACGGGGUCUCUACUUGUUCUUCAUGCACACUUGUACAUCAUCAACUAAAUAUUCUUAUCUCCAGAUAGUGAAGGACGGGUCAGUCCUCAUUAGAAGUGUACAGUAUGAGAAUAACGCUUCUACCUGUUCUAGUAGUCAGGUGUUUGUUCUGCUUGAUGUAGGCGAAACUGUCUGGGUACAAUGCUCCAGUGGGGGCUUGAGCAGACAACUGGAUGAGAGUCAUUCUUACCGUUGGACCAGUUUUGGUGGUGCUAUCAUUCGCAACUGAAGAGCUUAUUUCAUUGCACAUAACAAUAUAUUAAACAUAAACCCGGUUUAGUAGCAAUAGGCAAACGCCAAAGACAUAGAACACAAAUUCACAAACAAGAAACCUAGAACAAGCCAAAAGGCAGAAAAAUAUUAUCAUUACGCGAGUUACUUUUGAUAUAAUUUACCGUUUGUUAAACAUUAUUAAAUAUCGUCAAUGCUAUGUCAUGCGUUUACAACUGAGAUAACAUAUGUUAAAAUUAAAUUAUGGUUUGCAUUAUAACAUCUAAAGCUGUAUUCGCAUGUUGCAUGUUUUGCCGACUUAAAAUAAAACAUUAUGCUGUAUUGUUUAUCAUCAAUCCGUUGUUUUAAAGCCUUUUUCAGAAUAACCCAGUUAUUUUGUG
Molecule: messenger RNA, 1209 nt
Organism: Mya arenaria
Lineage: Eukaryota; Metazoa; Mollusca; Bivalvia; Myida; Myidae
Product: heavy metal-binding protein HIP-like
Exons: 2
Coding region: 30-827 (265 amino acids)
Molecular function (GO): protein binding
Source: RefSeq, a predicted model, not a curated record